Orbilia oligospora ATCC 24927 is the source of this 852-nucleotide messenger RNA. RefSeq lists its product as uncharacterized. The transcript has 2 exons. The record is from RefSeq and is a predicted model, not a curated record. Gene Ontology annotation, biological process: negative regulation of transcription by RNA polymerase II; positive regulation of transcription by RNA polymerase II. Lineage: Eukaryota; Fungi; Ascomycota; Orbiliomycetes; Orbiliales; Orbiliaceae. The coding region runs from base 1 to 852 and encodes 283 amino acids. Gene Ontology annotation, molecular function: RNA polymerase II cis-regulatory region sequence-specific DNA binding; DNA-binding transcription factor activity, RNA polymerase II-specific; zinc ion binding.
AUGGCCUCUCACCCCCAACAGCCUAUAUGUCAAAAUUGCACUACCUCAACAACCCCACUAUGGCGUCGCGAUGAGUCUGGUGCUGUUCUUUGCAAUGCCUGUGGUCUCUUCCUCAAGCUCCAUGGCCGCCCACGUCCCAUCAGCCUCAAGACUGACGUGAUCAAAAGUCGCAAUCGUGUUAAAAACACUGGUCAACCCCCAAAGCGAAAAGCUACGACUUUCGACUCACCAGUCGCCGUUCCCAAUGGAGUCGACAUUUCACCUCCACUCGCGAAUCGGCCACAGCGUAUCCCCAGGCAGCCUUCCUCGGCUCCUGGCGGAUCUGUGUCGCCCCAAUCUCGAAGUGGCACCCCACUCCCUCAGGGCCCUUCAUCCUUCUUCGACUCGAUCGUAGCUCAGGAUGCCCUUCUCGAGCGCAUGGGUAGCCCAUUGCCUUCCCUGAAUCUUAGUCACCCUUCUCCAGGGUCCACCUCUUCCCAGCAUGACCGCCACCACUCAGAGCCUCCAACCUAUGACCAGCUUAUGCAAGAGAAUACUAAGCUCAAGACCCGUGUUUCUGAGCUCGAGCUAGUCAAUGACCUUUUCCGCGGCCGUGUUGUUGAGCUUGAAAACGGGGAGGCCAACUCUCGCCGAUCGGAGAUUACCCGACGAGAAAUCGACGCUCAACUCCGCAUCAAUAUCGACGAGGGCCUAAGGCGGGAAGAGGACCUUAAACGCAAGCUCCGGGACUUGGAGUCCGAACUCGCCGAAAUGCGAGAACAGGAUGCUCAUCAGCGUAAGAAGAUGAGAGUUUCUGACCUUGUAUCCAUUGAGGAUGCUGCCACUCCUGGAACCCCCCAGUCGGGUGUAUAA